Molecule: messenger RNA, 3698 nt
Organism: Lipotes vexillifer (Yangtze River dolphin)
Lineage: Eukaryota; Metazoa; Chordata; Mammalia; Artiodactyla; Lipotidae
Gene: GIT1
Product: GIT ArfGAP 1
Exons: 21
Coding region: 184-2496 (770 amino acids)
Biological process (GO): regulation of ARF protein signal transduction; brain development; regulation of G protein-coupled receptor signaling pathway
Cellular component (GO): postsynapse; neuron projection; cytosol
Molecular function (GO): GTPase activator activity; small GTPase binding
Source: RefSeq, a predicted model, not a curated record
GAGCGGGCGGGCGGGCACGGCGGGUUCCGGGCCAGCCUCGGGGGCGGACGGUUGGCCAGGCUCGCGGAGCCUAGCCGAGGCCUUGCCGGAGCUGGGCCGGGCUGCAGGGGCCGUCGCCGCCCGGGCCCGCCGCCCGCGCCCCCCACGCUGGCCCAGAGGGCUGCGGCCGCGUCGCCGCUGAGGAUGUCCCGGAAGGGGCCGCGAGCGGAGGUGUGUGCGGACUGCAGCGCUCCGGACCCCGGCUGGGCCUCCAUCAGCAGGGGUGUGCUGGUGUGUGACGAGUGCUGCAGUGUGCACCGGAGCCUGGGACGCCACAUCUCCAUCGUCAAGCACCUUCGCCACAGCGCCUGGCCCCCCACUCUGCUGCAGAUGGUGCACACACUCGCCAGCAACGGGGCCAACUCCAUCUGGGAGCAUUCCCUGCUGGACCCCGCGCAGGUGCAGAGCGGCCGGCGCAAAGCCAACCCCCAAGACAAAGUCCACCCCAUCAAGUCAGAGUUCAUCAGAGCCAAGUACCAGAUGCUGGCUUUUGUGCACAAGCUGCCCUGCCGGGACGAUGACGGAGUCACCGCCAAGGACCUCAGCAAGCAACUCCACUCGAGCGUGCGGACGGGAAACCUGGAGACAUGUCUGCGCCUGCUGUCCCUGGGCGCCCAGGCCAACUUCUUCCACCCAGAGAAGGGCACCACACCGCUGCAUGUGGCUGCCAAGGCAGGGCAGACGCUGCAGGCCGAGCUUCUCGUAGUGUACGGGGCUGACCCUGGCUCCCCCGAUGUUAACGGCCGCACACCCAUUGACUAUGCCAGGCAGGCGGGGCACCACGAACUGGCGGAAAGGCUAGUCGAGUGCCAGUAUGAGCUCACUGACAGGUUGGCCUUCUAUCUCUGUGGACGCAAGCCGGAUCACAGGAAUGGGCAUUACAUCAUCCCACAGAUGGCAGACAGAUCUCGGCAAAAGUGCAUGUCUCAGAGCCUAGACCUGUCCGAGUUGGCCAAAGCUGCCAAGAAGAAGCUGCAGGCGCUCAGCAACCGGCUUUUUGAGGAACUUGCCAUGGACGUGUAUGAUGAGGUGGAUCGAAGAGAAAAUGACGCUGUGUGGCUGGCAACCCAAAACCACAGCACCCUGGUGACGGAGCGCAGUGCUGUACCCUUCCUGCCCGUUAACCCUGAAUAUUCAGCCACGCGGAAUCAGGGGCGACAGAAAUUGGCCCGCUUUAAUGCCCGAGAGUUUGCCACCUUGAUCAUCGACAUUCUCAGUGAGGCCAAGCGGAGACAGCAGGGCAAGAGCCUGAGCAGCCCCACAGACAACCUCGAGCUGUCUGUGCGGAGCCAGAGUGACCUGGACGACCAGCACGACUACGACAGCGUGGCCUCAGACGAGGACACAGACCAGGAGCCCCUGCGCAGCGCCGGUGCCACUCGGAACAACCGUGCUCGGAGCAUGGACUCCUCAGACCUGUCAGACGGGGCCGUGACACUGCAGGAGUACCUGGAGCUCAAGAAGGCCCUGGCUGCCUCCGAGGCAAAGGUGCAGCAGCUCAUGAAAGUCAACAGCAGCUUGAGUGAUGAGCUCCGGAGGCUGCAGCGGGAGAUCCACAAGCUGCAGGCCGAGAACUUGCAGAUCCGGCAGCCGCCGGGGCCAGUGCCCACAGCCCCACUACCCAGCGAACGAGCGGAGCACAUGCCCAUGGGGCCUGGCGGGAGCACCCACCGCAGAGACCGCCAGGCCUUCUCCAUGUAUGAACCGGGCUCUGCCCUGAAGCCCUUUGGAGGCCCACCUGGGGAUGAACUCACCACCCGGCUCCAGCCUUUCCACAGCACCGAGCUGGAGGAUGACGCCAUCUAUUCAGUGCACGUCCCUGCUGGCCUUUACCGGGUCCGGAAGGGGGUAUCGGCCUCAGCUGUGCCCUUCACUCCCUCCUCCCCACUGCUGUCGUGCUCCCAGGAAGGAAGUCGCCACUCGAGCAAGCUUUCCCGCCAUGGUAGCGGCGCAGACAGUGACUAUGAGAACACGCAAAGUGGGGACCCGCUGCUGGGCCUGGAAGGGAAGAGGUUUCUAGAGCUGGGCAAGGAAGAGGACUUCCACCCGGAGUUGGAAAGCCUGGAUGGAGACCUCGACCCUGGGCUUCCCAGCACAGAGGAUGUCAUCCUGAAGACGGAGCAGGUCACCAAGAACAUUCAGGAAUUACUGCGGGCUGCCCAGGAAUUCAAGCAUGACAGCUUUGUGCCGUGCUCAGAAAAGAUCCAUUUGGCUGUGACUGAGAUGGCCUCUCUCUUCCCAAAGAGGCCAGCCCUGGAGCCAGUGCGCAGCUCCCUGCGGCUGCUCAACGCCAGCGCCUACCGGCUGCAAAGUGAGUGCCGGAAGACGGUGCCCCCGGAGCCUGGCGCCCCUGUGGACUUCCAGCUGCUGACUCAGCAGGUGAUCCAGUGCGCCUACGACAUCGCCAAGGCUGCCAAGCAGCUGGUCACCAUCACUACCCGAGAGAAGAAGCAGUGACCACUCUCCCUGCACCCUCACCCGCACCCUGGGACCUCACUGGCCAUGGGAGCUGGGCCACUCCAGACACUAAUCCCCACCCCAACAGAGCCGCUGGCACAAGUACCCUUAGUGCUGCCACUCUCUCCUGGCAGCCAAGUGCCCUGGUGCCCGUCCCCCUCAAGCCCCCAAGGAUGGGGAGGUGAGGUGACAGGAGCUUCUGUCCCCUACAUUCCAUGCACCUCUCCCUGUACAUAGCAUCCCCUCCCCCUCUAGUGUGCCGGGGCCUGCAAGGCGUCACUCCCAGCCCAUUGCCCUCUAGGGCACCCUCAGCAAAGGGUGGGGUGGGUACACUCCAAAUGGGGUGGUUCCCUUACAUGCACCCCAGCCCCAUGAGCCAGUCCAGCCCUAUUGGGGGCUGAGCGGGGGCAUCCCCCCUUGUACAUAAUACCUGUGGAUGUCCCCACCCUGUAGCCACCAGCCCCCUGCUGCUCUCCUUCAAUGCCAAACGGCCCCAGCCUAAGGCACAGGCCCCAACCUGUGUUCCUGGGGUCCCCAGCAGCAAACACUGGAAAAGUCUUCUUUUUUCUCUCUCUCCUCUCUCCCACCCCUUAAUUUUAACGUUGUGGUAACUGAGUGUCCCUGCGUGCCUGCGUGUGAGUGUGCGGGGCGGCAGUGCCGUUCCGGAGGCCUGGCCCAUCUGGAGUUUUGUGAGGGGGGUGAGGGGACCAGAGCAGCGGGACCCGUGUUGGGCGUUGGCCCCUCUCCCCCAUCCUGGGGCUAGGGACUCCCGGGGUAACCAGCUGGGGUCCUGCUCUCUGCCUCCCCUCAUUGUUCCCCCCACUCAUACCCUUUCUCUAUGAACGUAAAAGGAAAACCACUUGGCUCCAUCUCUCUUCCCCUCCCUUGUGGAGGGGGAUCGUGCUGGUUGGGGCAGAGAACUGAGCACCUGAGCCUGGGGCUGGCUCCCCGGGGUCCCUGACUCAGCUGAGAGCCCCCUCCCUGUAACCUCUGAGAGGCCAGUGCCUGCAGUAUCUGGGUCCCUGGAGCCUGGGCUGCAGCCUGGGAAGGCUGAGAGGCAGAUGGCAGCGCCCACCAGCUCCUCUCCCCAUCCCACUUCUGUCCCGGGGGCCAGGCUCUACCUGUGUGGUGGUGGUGGUGGGCUGAGUGUCAAGAUGUGUGUCAUGUACAUUUGUAUCAAAAAUAAAUAAGUGACCAUGUGC